AUGGCGUCUCCUCAACAAAUCCGUACCCCGAUCACUGAUCUGCUCAAGAUCAACCACCCCGUCCUGCUGGCAGGCAUGAACGUGGCUGCGGGGCCCAAGCUGGCCGCCGCUGUCACCAACGCCGGUGGUCUCGGUGUCAUCGGUGGCGUUGGCUAUACCCCCGAGAUGCUCCGUGAGCAAGUCGCCGAGCUCAAGAGCUACCUGAACGACAAGAACGCUCCCUUCGGUGUCGACCUUCUCCUUCCCCAGGUUGGCGGCAGUGCCCGCAAGACCAACUACGACUACACCAAGGGCAAGCUCGGCGAGCUCGUUGAUAUUAUCAUCCAGGAAAAGGCUAGCCUUUUCGUCUCUGCUGUCGGUGUUCCCCCCAAGGCUGUUGUCGAUAAGCUCCACAGUGCCGGCAUCCUCUGCAUGAACAUGAUCGGCCACCCUAAGCAUGUCCAAAAGGCCCUUGAUGUUGGCGUUGAUAUUAUCUGCGCCCAGGGUGGUGAGGGCGGUGGUCACACCGGUGAUGUCCCCACCACCGUCCUCAUCCCCACCGUUGCUAAGUUGGUCGAGGGCAAGAAGAGCCCUCUGACUGGCCAGCCCGUGCAGGUCAUCGCGGCCGGUGGUCUUUUCAACGGUAACUCAGUUGCUGCUGCCCUUAUGCUCGGCGCCUCCGCUGUCUGGAUCGGUACCCGCUUCAUCCUGUCUGAUGAGGCUGGAGCCCCCACCGCUCACCAAGAGGCUGUUCGCACUUCCAACUUCGAGGAUAACAUUCGUACUAUUAUCUUCACUGGUCGUCCCCUCCGUGUUCGCAAGAACCCUUACAUUGUCAACUGGGAGGAGAACCGUCACGAAGAGAUCAAGCAACUCACCUCCAAGGGUAUCAUCCCCGUCGAGCACGAUAUGGAGAACUUGCCCGAUGAUGUCGAUGACGACACUUUGGACAAUGCCCGUCCCUACUUGAUGGGUAAGGUUGCCGCCGUUGUAAAUGAGAAGAAGUCUGCCAAGGCUAUCGUUGAUGAGCUCGUCGGAGAUGCCGCUGUUCUGCUCCAAAAGGGCAACAAGAUGGUUGCUAAGCUGUAAAUAAAGUAUUCCCUAUAUGUUUCAGUUUCUAUAGUCAUCUUCAGCGUUGAAUAAUCAAAGCUCGGC
This is a messenger RNA of Penicillium hordei, 1134 nucleotides long. Its product is annotated as nitronate monooxygenase. The transcript has 4 exons. Gene Ontology annotation, molecular function: nitronate monooxygenase activity. The record is from RefSeq and is a predicted model, not a curated record. Bases 1 to 1068 code for a protein of 355 amino acids. NCBI's taxonomy places the organism in Eukaryota, Fungi, Ascomycota, Eurotiomycetes, Eurotiales, Aspergillaceae.